GGGGGCGUAUGAAGGUAAUAUAUUUAGAUUUAUGUGAAAGGUGUUAAAAAAGUGGUGUUAGCCUAUGAUUAAAGGGGUGAAGAGGUGGAGGUAGGGUUAGAGUGACAGCUCGUCACACAGGGAGUGGUUUGUCCGCUUUUAAAAGACGUUGUCUCGACCUACCUGGCCUCUUUUCCCUGACGUUUUUAGCUAGCAUUUGUUAGCUAGCUAGCUUGCCCGAUCGUUUUUCCUUCGCCCUUCUCAACCAGACCAACGGUGUUUUGUUUUUUCUAACUCGUUUGGUGGAGAAAAGCAAGAGGAAGACGUCUUGCAGUCAUGUCUACAAAGGGGCCUUCUACGAAGAUUAGGAGUAAUGCUUCUUGGAACUCUGAUGAUGAUGAUUUUCAACAAGGGAGACCAGUAUUACAGAAUAUAAGUCAACUCUUAAAUCAGACCACUGGCGUAAUAAGAAAAAGAAGUCGAGCUGAACGCUCUAAGAAAGCUGAAAGAGGGUCGUCUCUACCUCUACAAAAGCGACAAUGUGGUGCAGGGGUUUUGAUAAACCCAUGCUUUGAAAACCAAAGACCCCGUCAGCCCUGUGAGUCACCGCAACUAUUUGGGGGCAAUGUUAUACCCAUGCCAUCUCGCGUUCGCAGAAUAAGGAAGACCACUAUUGGGACGCUAAAUGCUGUCGCAGAUUUACAGAGAGUGCAUCCCGGGUCAGAGGAGUUGUUCGCACCCUCAUUGGAUGCAUCAGAUUUCCCAGAGAGACAGCGUGAUGCGCCUCAACAAUUUUUACAAUGGGGGGAUGUGGCAGAGCUCCAGGACAUAGCUGGGACGGCGGUGCCCAGGGACGUAAUUGCCCCAAUCCAGGAGCUACCUCAAAGCGGAGCUGAAGAGGCACCCUUUGAAGGAGAAAGCAAAGAAUCAUCAGAGACCGACCGCACCUCGAUUUCACCUGAGCAGGAAGCCUGUCAGUGCCAUGGGAACGAGGGUGAUGUAGAAUGUGAUUGUGUGUGUUAUAUUCCAAACACCCCCAUCAGUCAGAGACCCAAAGCUAAAGUAAUCCCACAGGCUCAUGCAACAUCAGACGUCUCUGUAAAUACAGAAGAUAUUGAUGAGGCAUUUCAAUGUGGUCAAGUAUUGGAUUGUUCUAGUACCAACAGCAGUCUUGAAGCAGUUGAUCACAUAAACCGUCCUGCAAAGAUAACAGUAGUUGAGGAUGAGGCCCUCUUCGAAUUCUGUGCGAAACUUCACGCGACACACCGUGUCAAAUGCGAUACAUCGCCAGCUAGAAUCCAAAGUUGA
This is a messenger RNA of Perca fluviatilis (European perch), 1287 nucleotides long. RefSeq lists its product as uncharacterized. The record is from RefSeq and is a predicted model, not a curated record. The coding region runs from base 316 to 1287 and encodes 323 amino acids. Lineage: Eukaryota; Metazoa; Chordata; Actinopteri; Perciformes; Percidae. The transcript is spliced from 6 exons.